This is a messenger RNA of Hordeum vulgare subsp. vulgare (domesticated barley), 886 nucleotides long. RefSeq lists its product as uncharacterized. The coding region runs from base 108 to 437 and encodes 109 amino acids. The record is from RefSeq and is a predicted model, not a curated record. The transcript is spliced from 2 exons. Lineage: Eukaryota; Viridiplantae; Streptophyta; Magnoliopsida; Poales; Poaceae.
UCAAAUUUCAAAGUCAUCACCAACGCCAUCGUCCUUCCUCUGCAAUCCGCCACACUGAACACCGGAAACUUCAGGAAGCUUCGAGAAACCGCCCGCGCGGAGCCCCCAUGGAGAAGGAGAAGCAGAAGCAGGGGGCCGACGCCGCCCUCCUCCUCGCGCUGCGCUGCUCCCGGGCGUCUCUCCUCCUCUCCUCCCUCCGCCAGCCACCUCCCUCGACGACGGCGACCCGCCGGACCUCGUCCCCCGUGGAGUUCGAGCUCCGGAACGCGCGCCUCCUCGGCGCCGAGCUCGCGGCGGCGCGGCGCGCGGUUGCCAGAAGCGCGCGGACAUCUGCCGCCGAGAUUCUCUUCCUCGUUGCUCUGGCUCCACUCCUCAUCCUCUUCGUCGCGCUUCUAGCGGCGGCGCUGGCGGAGGCUGGCGCGGAAGGGGUCGCUUGACCCGCGUGCCGACUGCCGACGACGUCAUGGGAUUCCGCGCCGGCCGAACCAAAGGCCUCCGUGUUAAUUCCCCCCUUCCGUGUGCCGUAAGUUGACUCUGUUGUUCUUCAGCUGAGGAAGGAAGCUGGCAUCUCAAUUGUGGUACGGGCCUGUUUGGUGUUUUCGGUCUGCACUGUAGGUGUUCGAUCAAAUGCAUGUUCCUUUGUAGAUGUGUGCACAGAGUAAGGCUGAGGUUGUAGUGAUAAUUAUGAGAUCAGACGAAAUCAUAGUGUGAUGAAUGGUUCCUGUCUUAUUGGGUUGCAUUGAUCUACUGUUUUCUGAUCAAAUUGUGCUGAAGGAAUGGUAGAUGCAGAAAUAUGCCUUGCAGUGUUGCUGCUUGUGUGCCAUGAUCCAUAGACUGUGAAAAGGAUACUGACAAUGAAAUCUCACGAUGGUUGUUAUGUUGCUAA